Durio zibethinus is the source of this 3151-nucleotide messenger RNA. RefSeq names its product auxin response factor 9-like. The record is from RefSeq and is a predicted model, not a curated record. Gene Ontology annotation, biological process: response to hormone; regulation of DNA-templated transcription. Gene Ontology annotation, molecular function: DNA binding. Gene Ontology annotation, cellular component: nucleus. Lineage: Eukaryota; Viridiplantae; Streptophyta; Magnoliopsida; Malvales; Malvaceae.
UGCCGGGUUAACUCGAGCCAACCUUGUUGCCUGUUUCGAAGCAGACAACGAAAGAGACGGCAAGAAACGGCAAUAUCUAACGUCGAAAUCACACCUAACGCUCUCCGUUAACCCCAGCCACACGCAUUCCAAUGCCCAUUCAUCCAAAUUCGAAACGUACAACGACGUUAGAAAACGGCAUUCCACCGUUUACCGUCAAAUGGUCCGUCACGUUAACCCCCUGAGGCCAUGACCUCCCCUCAUCCUCCGGUUAAAUCCGAACCAGAGUUAAAUUAGCGUUACACACACGAUAAAAACGAAGAAAGGGUAGAAAGAAUCGGUGUUAAAAGGCAGACAACAAACAAGGUCGCGUAAUAUAGGACGCGCGAAGCGGUUUUAAGGGAAUUCUCUGUAACGGCGUUUUCUUUCCAGAUAGACGUAGAGAGAUUGAGAGAUUAGAAAGCUGAAGCGAAAAGCCGUUUUGCGAGGUGAAGCAAGGCGGUUUUGUAACGGUUAAAGCGGUUUUCAGUUACGGUAUUUGGAUCUCGCGAUCUUUACGGAGAGGCAAAGAGGGGGAGAAGAAAAAAGUGUGUAGAAAGUGUAGUUUUUCUGGAAUCGAAGAGUCGAGCAGUUAAAUCGUGUUAAUUAUCUUUGUUAAUAAUCGUAAUUAUUUGGUUUUAUUAUGGUCCUUAAAUGUAUAUAAUAAGGUAUAUCCAUUCAAGGAUUAGAGCUGUUCGGAGGAUUUAAUUUGUUUUUGGAGGUUUUUGAACAUUGCUGCUGCUUGUUAUUGACUUGGAGAUUAGAGAGAGUUCAAUGUUGGCGAAUCGUGGAGGGUCGUUUUCGCAGACAAAUAAUGUCUCCUCUGAGGGAAAUGGAGGAGAUGAUCUAUAUAUGGAGUUAUGGAAGUUAUGUGCGGGACCACUUGUUGAGGUUCCUCGAGCUAAAGAGAGAGUCUAUUAUUUUCCUCAAGGACAUAUGGAACAGUUGGAAGCGUCCACGAAUCAGGAGUUGAAUCAGAGGAUUCCGUUGUUUAAUCUUCCAUCGAAGAUUCUUUGCCGUGUUCUUCACAUUCAGUUGCUGGCUGAACAAGAAACAGAUGAAGUUUAUGCACAAAUAACUUUGUUGCCAGAACCAAAUCAACCAGAGCCAACAACUCCUGAUCCAUGCCCUCCUGAGUCUCAAAGACCUACUGUCCACUCAUUCUGCAAGGUUUUAACUGCCUCAGAUACGAGCACCCAUGGAGGGUUUUCUGUUCUUCGCAAACAUGCCACUGAAUGCCUUCCUCCACUGGACAUGAACCAGGCAACACCAACCCAGGAAUUGGUUGCCAAGGAUCUUCAUGGUUACGAGUGGCGCUUUAAGCAUAUUUUCAGAGGCCAACCUAGGAGGCAUUUGCUCACAACAGGAUGGAGUACGUUUGUUACCUCAAAGAGAUUAGUUGCCGGUGAUUCCUUCGUGUUCCUGAGAGGGGAAAAUGAGGAGCUACGUGUUGGGGUGAGGUGUGUUUCUCGCCAACAGAGCAACAUGCCGUCGUCAGUGAUUUCAAGUCAGAGCAUGCACUUAGGAGUUCUUGCAACUGCAUCUCAUGCUGUUUCAACGCAAACCCUCUUUGUCGUCUACUAUAAGCCAAGGACAAGUCAGUUCAUUGUCGGGAUGAACAAAUAUUUACAGGCUCUUAACAGUGAUUUUACAGUUGGCAUGAGAUUUAAGAUGAGGUUUGAAGGGGAGGAUUCUCCUGAGAGAAGGUUUUCUGGCACAAUUGUUGGGGUUGAAGACUUUUCUCCUCGCUGGCAAGAUUCAAAAUGGCGAUCAUUGAAAGUACAAUGGGAUGAACCUGCCUCUUUUCCAAGACCUGACAGGGUUUCACCAUGGGAGAUAGAACCUUUUGCUGCUCCUGUUCCACCAACUCUGGCUCAACCAGUUGCAGCUAAGAACAAAAGGCCUCGACCACACGCUGAAAUUCCUGCCCAUGAUUUAUCUUCAACGGCAUCAGCUCCUUGGAAUCCUGGAGUUAUGCAUUCCCCUGAUCUAAUACGACAUAACAUUAAUGCUGAAGGAAAAAGAAAUGAAAGUCCUUCUAUGUGGUGUCACAUGCAGACAGAGAUGAACAGUAGUUGCAGCUCUGUCUCGAAGACUCGGAAUGAAGGUAGCUGGCUAUCUUCUCCUGGCAUGAGUGUUUCUCAGCCUCUGUUUCCUGCUGCAAGAGAGGAUAACAAAAGUGUAUCUGCUUGGCCUGUUCUUUCAGGGUUUUCAAACCCACAACCAAACAAUGAUUCAACUUUUGAUCCAAUUGAAAAGUUAAAGAAAUCUGAGACAGCUGCAAGUUGCAGAUUGUUUGGUAUUGAGUUGAUAAACCACUCUGGGAACUCAACUCCAUUGGAAAGGACACAUACACAACUUUCUACUAUGACUACUGGUACAUCCGAAAAACAUGGCCCAAGUACACUGUCAACCACUGAUUCUGACCUGAAGUCUGACAUUUCAAAAGAUUCUAAAGAGAAGAAGCAGGAGCAGUUACAGUUAUCAGCAAAAGAGAUCCAGAGCAGGCAAAGUUGUUCUAGCUCUACAAGAAGUCGUACAAAGGUUCAGAUGCAGGGGGUAGCUGUAGGUCGUGCUGUGGACUUGGCCAUGUUGGAAGGGUACGAUCAGCUUAUGGAUCAACUAGAGGAGAUGUUUAAUAUUAAGGGAGAGCUCUGCCCCAGGAGUAAGUGGGAGAUUGUCUACACUGAUGAUGAAGGGGAUAUGAUGCUCGUAGGUGAUGACCCAUGGCUGGAAUUCUGCAACAUGGUAAGAAGAAUAUUUAUCUGUUCAAGCCAGGAUGUGAAGAAGAUGAGUACAGGAGGCAAACUUCCAAUGGCUUCUAUUGAAGGUGAAGGGACUGUCAUAAGCUCAGACUCAGCUGAAAACUAAAAUGAGAACCUUUUAUUUUUCUUUUCCUGAUUUUUAGUACCUGUCGUUUGUUUAUUGCUGGUAGAAGCUUUUUGUGUUACUUUGGGCUCUGGAGGAUGUUAAAGUUGACGGACGCCAAUCACUAGCUCGUUUUUUAGAGCUAUCAUAGGAGACUAAAAGACAUCACCUGGGUUUGAAGAACCGAGAGAUCUUGAUGAAUUAGUUUGGGUUGGAGGUUAGGACUAGGAGAAUGUGAAUACUUUUGAUCUUUGUGGUUUGUUGG